Molecule: messenger RNA, 9707 nt
Organism: Chiloscyllium plagiosum (whitespotted bambooshark)
Lineage: Eukaryota; Metazoa; Chordata; Chondrichthyes; Orectolobiformes; Hemiscylliidae
Source: RefSeq, a predicted model, not a curated record
CCUGGCGGCGGUUGGAGGGCGGCUCGCGGACGGAGUGCGGGAGAGAGAGAGAGAGAGGGCGGGUGUGCGCGCGCGCCAGCCAGCGAGCGAGCGAGCGGCAGGCAGCGGCGGCUUCAGUUAUAGCAACUGUUGCCUUGUGAAUAAAGCGCCGUAGUCCUGGCGACUGUUACCCACCAACAACUGCUCACAACAACAGCAACCCAGAUUUCUGUCAAUUUCAGUGCCAGAGCCUAGAGGUGAACAGCAGAAGUCACAAUAUGCUGCCCAGGCCAUGUUGACAGAGGAGGAAACUCCUUCACUAAAGUUGUUUGGGAGGAAGUAUCGAUAAGCUGUCAACACUUAAAGUUGAUGAGGCACCAGGACUGGCUGAGCUGUAUCCAAGGACAUUGAAGGAAGCAAAAGUGGAAAUUGCAGUGUCACUGGCGAUAAUCUUUCACUCUUCUCUAGAUCCUAGAUGCUGCCAAACCUACUGAAUUUCCUCAGCAUUUCCUAUUUGUCUUUAUGGUUAAUGAGAAAUCAAGCCCAAAUCAAGAUGCAAAAGUCAAAGCAUUUAUCAAAGUUGAUUUGAUGGGCCUAGACGGGCACACUCAGUGGUGUUGAGUUUGUUGAAGAAAAAGAACAAUGGAAAGUUAAUGGAGUCCAAGGGCACCCCUGACUGGAGGGAUGCAGGAGAACUGCGUAAGAUGGGCAGUGUGGUUGGUGGCCAGCAAUAACGAACCCAAUAUGCAGACCUCUGAGGCUGGUUCAGACACCACAUCAACAGUGACUUUACAGACCUCAGUUGCAGGACAGCAGGCAGUGCAGGCCCAAGUGGUACAACAAGUACCCGUUCAGCAGCAGGUACAACAGGUGCAGCACGUUUACCCAACCCAGGUGCAGUAUGUGGAAGGGAGUGAUGCUGUUUACACCAAUGGAACUAUACGCUCAACUACCUACCCUUACUCAGAGGCCCAAAUGUAUAGCCAGAACGCGGGAGGAACAUAUUUCGACUCCCAAGGAAAUUCUGCCCAGGUGACAACAGUGGUCUCGUCCCACAACAUGGUGGGCACUGGCGGUAUUCCAAUGGGCGUUACAGGCGGUCAGAUAAUCAGCAGCUCAGGGGGUGCCUAUCUCAUCGGCAGCUCAAUGGAUGGAUCUAAUCACCCAGUUAGCCACACGACACGUGCUUCUCCAGCAACUAUUGAAAUGGCGAUUGAGACACUCCAAAAGUCUGAUGGUUUGACAGCUCACAGAAGUACUCUUCUCAACAGCCAUGCAGGGAUGCUACCACUGAACCAAGCUGAUACAUUGAAGAAAGUGGAAGUGGACACUUGGAAGAAAGCUGUUUUGCUUCAAUGGUUAUUGGACAACUAUGAGACAGCAGAAGGUGUCAGCCUUCCUCGAAGUACUCUUUACAACCACUAUCUGCGUCAUUGUCAGGAACAGAAGCUUGAUCCAGUCAAUGCAGCUUCUUUUGGAAAACUCAUUCGUUCCAUUUUCAUGGGUUUGCGCACUAGGCGUCUCGGCACAAGGGGAAACUCUAAAUAUCACUAUUAUGGCAUCCGGAUUAAACCAGACUCCCCACUAAAUCGCUUACAGGAGGACAUGCAGUACAUGGCUAUGAGACAACAACCAAUGCAUCAAAAGCAGAGAUAUAAACCUAUGCAGAAGUUGGAUGGAAUGGGAGAUGGCUUUGCAGGAAGUGGCCAACAGAUUCCUAACUCUGCAGAGCAAACCAUUGUAGCACAGAGUCAACACCAUCAGCAGUUUCUUGAUGCCUCUCGCGCUCUUCCUGAAUUUGUAGAACUUGAGGUUGCAGAUAUUCCAUUAUUGGAUGGCAUCACCCUUGAGGAUAUCAGAACAUUACAGAUUCUUUAUAGAGAGCACUGUGAGGCAAUACUGGAUGUUGUGGUGAAUCUUCAGUUUAGCCUAAUUGAAAAGUUAUGGCAAACAUUCUGGCACUAUAGUUCAUCAACUUCAACUGAAGGGACAACUAUCAGUCAAACUAGUGAGAAUGAGAUAGAAGGUAGACUCCCGAAGGCAAAGCUCACUGCUCUGUGCAAGAAUGACUCCGUCCUCAAGUGGAUGUGUACCUGCGAUCAUAUAAUGUACCAGGCUUUGGUGGAAAUCCUUAUUCCAGACGUCCUUAGACCUAUUCCUAGUGCCUUGACCCAAGCCGUUCGCAAUUUUGCAAAAAGCCUCGAAGGAUGGCUGACAAAUGCCAUGAACAAUAUUCCACAGCAAAUGGUUCGCACCAAGGUUGGAGCUGUAAGUGCCUUUGCUCAGACACUGCGUAGAUAUACGUCCCUCAAUCAUUUAGCUCAAGCUGCUCGAGCUGUGCUGCAAAACACAUCUCAAAUUAACCAGAUGCUCAGUGACCUCAAUCGUGUAGACUUCGCCAAUGUCCAGGAGCAGGCUUCCUGGGUGUGUCAGUGCGAUGACAGCACAGUACAAAGACUGGAACAUGACUUCAAGAUGACCCUCCAGCAGCAAAGUACCCUGGAGCAGUGGGCUGCUUGGCUUGAUAAUGUGGUAACACAGGUGUUGAAGCCAUAUGAAGGAAGUCCUAAUUUUCCCAAAGCUGCCCGUCAAUUCCUGCUUAAGUGGUCCUUUUAUAGUUCCAUGGUUAUCCGAGACCUGACCCUACGGAGUGCAGCAAGUUUUGGUUCUUUCCAUCUGAUUCGUCUGUUAUAUGAUGAAUAUAUGUUUUAUCUGGUGGAACACAGAGUGGCUCAAGCUACUGGGGAAACACCUAUAGCAGUGAUGGGAGAGUUUACUGAUCUCAGUGGUAUGUCCCCAGUAAACAUGGAUAAAGAUGAAGGAAGUGAGGUUGACAGCGAAAUGGAUGAUGAAUUGGAAGAUUCUGGAGAACCACCAUUCAAGAGGGAAAAAAUAGACCUUAACCAGACACUACAGGGUGUCUGUGUAGCACCAUCUCUCAACAGCAGCAUGCAACACGACCCUCUGAUCCCUCUACAUGCUGAACAAAUCAUUACAAGUGUGGCUAGUGCCAGGCACUGCAGCACUGUUGGAAGCACAUACACGGCAGUCUAAACAAUAAUUUGACCAUUCGUUGAUUAUCCUUCUCUUAUUUACUUCAAGCCUGAAGUCUGACUGUGUUGUGGCUUCAGCUAUUGAGAUGACACAUACUGCUAUGCUGAAUGUUACUCUCAUACACUAACUAGGUGUAUAUAGGUUUUGUUUUUGGAUUAUGUUUGGUCCCAUAUUGAUCAUGUUGACUAAAGGGACUCAGUAGACAUUGCAAUUGUAAUUGAUGAACUUCUAACAGUAUAAGUUGUUUUGUUUAGUUCAGUUUUUGAUUGAAAAUAUAUUCUUAUACAUGCGACAGGAUAUGCUCACUUGACAGCAGAAGUACCUAAAGGUCAGGGCUAGAAUCCAACAAUAUCCUGUUAUCUCACUGCUGAUUUUAUCUUUCUUUUGGUUUGAAUCUGUUUCAAAAGGAUCCAGGAUUAUAGUUCUGCUGCGUUGUUUGAAUGCACUUGAAUAAGUUACAAUCGGACAAAGCUGUACUUAUCACUACUUAUACAUUAGGUGGUUCCAUCAUUCAUGCAUUAUGUGUAUUUUAGAAAUAACUUAAGCCAAACAUUGUAAUGAAUGAGUAAUGGUUACUUUUUGGAUUGGAGACGUGGCAUUGUAAUCAUCAACAGUAUUUUUGACCAAAGUGUUUGCUUAAGUAACAAUUCUUGUGCCUCACCACCAUUAAUGCCUCAGAUUUCUAGUAAUUUUGCUGUUACCUCAAAGAUUAGUGUUACUACAUUCUAUUAAUUUAUGACCAGAGCACCUAAAAUCCUCAAUGUUUCUGCCCAUGUUAUUCCAGGAAAUAUUUCUUUGUUGCAAGCAAUUUUCCAUAAAAUUGUAAGUUUCCUUUCAGAAGUUGCAUGCAGAAAAUCACUUUUCUGCCUUUUAUCACAAUUGCUGGUCUGAACAAGUAACUGGGUUGUUGUACUGGAUUCUAACCAUGAAGCAGUUUAUUUCAGCAUAUUGAUGUGCUCUAAGCUUUGACCACAAAUAUUUGACUGUUACACAUACAGGAAUAUAAUUUUUUUCUGUCAAAUUAAUGGACCAGACUUCUGCUGUUGAAGAUUUUAGAAUGUAGAUUUAUGGUUGAAGUUGAAAGCUUGAGAGAGGAGGCCGUGUUCAUUGUUACUGGCCUCCUAAAACUGUACUGUAUUUAAAAUUCGUCAAAAAUCAAAAUCUAUUCAAUUCUUUAAAACAACUUCCUACCUUUGCAGAAAGUUCAAUGGAGUUCCCUUUGAAACAUCAAAGUUUUGAAUGCUACUGAUUUGCAAAGUAGUGCAGCCAUAUUUAAAAACUAGAUUAGUUUAAUAACCAUUUUUUGGGAAAAAGUGUUAAUGAUAAAGGCUGCAGUAUGUGAUAAAAUAUGUUGCAUUUGUUUCAGUUAUGAUUAUACUUUCUGGGUGAGGUCUUGCUAGACCAACAAAAAGUAUACCGUUUCAUUUGAAGUCCACUGUACCUGUGAAUAAUGUGAGGAUAGACUGAAAUCAAUCAUUGCGAAUUGAUUUGUCUGUUCCAUCUGUUUUGCUGUAGUGUCUUUAGCUGCUAUGAUAAGACUUUAUGAGGGGUUGGCCAAUACUGCCUGUUACCAGUACUUCAACACUUUUUCAUUGGUUAACUGAUGUAACCACGGCUGUUUGUUUUCCAUUCAAUAAGACAACAACAUUAAGAAAUUGAAUUGAAAUUUUAAACAUAGGAAAUUUUAAGAUGGAUAAGUGUAGAAAUUUGAUUUUGUGAAAAUUUUGAAUAUGUAUCAUAUAUAUAAAAAUAUACAUAUAUUCAAAUUUGGUUAAAACUAGCAUGAUUACUAUUUAAGAACUGUGAUAUCUGAGCUGAUUUCAGCAGCUGUAUUAGCCAACUCCUCAGUGUAACUACAGAAGACAAGAAUGUAGCACUCAGCAUAGUCUUGGCAGCUUUACGUUGAGUUUUCUAUGUGGUCUGUGUGGUUGUCAAAGAUGACGAGACCAAAAGUACUGUAGCUGGCACACCUCACACAUACUCAUCAAUUCUGUAGGAACAGACUUGGUAGGCAAUUAAAUGCCACUUCAGGAAUGUAUGUCAGGGAUUACUGUACCUCGGCUAUUACACAGUGCCUUAAACAGUUAUGGAAAGAGUUAAUUUUUGUAGUUCAGCAAGGUGUGCCUGCUGUUUUUCUACUACCCACAGGGGAAACUAUGGAAUGGAAGCUCGAGUGAUGAUUCUUAGUUAGAAACCUAUGUCUUUUUCUUACACUAAGAAUGAGUAUAUUUGUCUUAUGAAGCCAUGAGGAAUGAGUAAGUAUAUGCAUUAAUCAGAACUUGAGAUACAUUUCAGUUGCAUUAUCCAAAAAGCAUACAGUGUCUGAAGAUUGUAGAAAUCUAGAAACGACUAAUUAAUGCAAAAUACUUCACUCAUUUUUAGCAUAUCUAUAGAAAAACCAAUUCUAAACAUCUAUUGACAAAGGCAUUGUGCACAUUUUUUCCCUCAUAUAAUUACCUAGAAUUUUACAAGACUCUCAGUAUAUUCUCUACUUAUUGUGAAUAUGGAUCCUGACUAAAUGAAAGUGCAGUUUGCACUUUCUCUGGAUAAAUAUGUUUUAAACCGUCCUAUAUGAUAGUAGUGUUUUCACAAAUUUGCCUCAAUUUCGGAAAAUAUGUAGUCCCUUUUGGGGGAGGAUGGAGAUCAUUAGUGAUUACAUCUUUUAUUGAGCCUUUGGAGAAACCUGCUCGAUGAUUAGUUAUUUUUAAAGUUUAAGACAAGAGGAAAACCUGCUUCCUGUAAUGCACAAUGACUCUGUUCAUUUUCAGAUAAGGUACUUUUCAGUACUGUGAGACAGUAAGACACAUAUGUGCCGUUAAACGAAUUGGCAAGUAACAGUGUACACUUUGCAAAGGGUUUCUUUGAAGCCAAUAAUGUUUACAAACUUUCUUGAGGUACAAUUAAAAAUUCUGAAGAACACUCCAACUGCCUCCCCUCACCACCCUAUCCAAGAAAGGGGUCACAUUGGCUUUUUAACAGCAGACUUUUUAAAGAAAAUAUCUAUAUGUUAAAUUUCAGGCAAGACAAAUCAAUUAAACAUGGCAAAUGUUUAAAGUCUUUGCUUUUCUAAACUGCAAAAAGUCCAAAAGUCAUUGAUCGCUUUGAAAUGGUUUUAUCAAACAAAUUAACUUAGGUUAAUGCAAACAUACUCAUUCUUUUCAAUGUCAUUGAUUUUGAUGCUGAUCAGCACCAACCAAGUUAAGGCCAUUAGGCAGCUUCACCUGCCUCUUGGGGAAGAUUCUCCUUAAUCCUGUUUUCUGUGCUUUAACACCAAACAUCAAAGGUUUGUUUUUCAAUAUAUUUAAAGUCUUAAUGGUAUUCAAAACAAUUUGGGUCAUUUGUUUCAUAAACAUUCUGCCCCUUCAAUCUUCAAAAAAAAACAAACCUUACUUAUUUCUGUCUUAUGUUAACAUUUACAUACUGUUCUGGACCAAAAUGUGUUUAUAUGGUGUGUUUGUAAUGGUUAAGGAAAGCCUUCUAUAUAUUUCUUUUCUUUGUACUUUUUUUUAAAAAAGUGUUUAGUUUGUUGUGCUGCAGAUAUAUUUGGAUCGUAAUGUGCAAUUUAGAGAGUUGUUAAGGGGCUGAUGGGGGAAUGGGGUUUGUCUGUAGACCCCGUGUUAACAACAAACUGUAGUUCUGUGGAACAGAACACACACUGCUCUGUUUAAUCAAUAGACUCCUUGAACUUGGUAGAAAUGGGCAUUUUACCUGGUAUAAAAACUGGAAUUGAAGCAUGACCUUUAUAUUGAGUUUCAGUACUGAUGGAUAAUGGUCCAAUAAAUUGUUCUCAUACGUGAAGGUAUGCAAUGAAAGCUCUGUGUUUUGGCAGUAGAAGUGCUUCUCAGUCUGCAUGCCUUUCUAUAUGCUGCUAGAUUGUGGUUUUUGUUUUGGUGCCAGCUAGGUAACCACAUUUUAAUUUUUCGCACUUUUUUUCCUGCUUACACCAUCAUAUUUCAAACAGCCACUUACAGUGAAUUAUUUCAGCCUUUAUUAAAAAAUAUACAUAACUGAAGUGCAAAUCCAUUUCCGCCCUAUUGUAGCGUUUACUAGUGUGCUUAAACUACUUUUUUUUUGCCAAAUCUUAUGAUGUGGAAGAUAGAAGCACUGAAUGGUGGUAAUAUUUUGACAUACUUACAUGGUAUUGCUAGUUAUCAAUUUGUUUAAAUUUCAAAAAUUAUAUUAGCAUCCAGUGAUUAUGAUUGAGAAUGUUAAAGUCCAGCUAAUUUGGGAAUAAUUACUAUUAUUUUUUUAAAAUCUAUCAUUAAUAACUCCAUUCUUUCACUUCCUGGGUAAUUUUGCUGUAUGUCAGAUUGGGAUGUCUGGUCAGUGCGGACAACUCGAACUGAAGGGUCUGUUUCCAUGCUUUAUGGCUCCUUUCUGUGUCAAAUGCACAUACCUGCUGACCAUGUCCUCCACUGAUAUCCUGAACUCAAGCCUUUUCUGAAGGUGUUCUUCUAGCCAUUACGAGGUGUGCAAAAAUGGAAUCCUAGCCACUAGAUUGAUGGUAGAGAGAUUUCUUGUGCAGAGAAUACGAUUAAUAGAAGAAGAGAAUACAUUUCUCAUUGUUCCAUGACCCAGUACAAAAGUUGAAGUUCUGGAGAGCUGAACAGGAAAGGGAAGUUUAGGUUACAGCCUGGUCAGCCAUGAUCUUGUUGAAUGAUGAGGCUGCUGUAAGGGACCUGUUCCUAUUUCAAAUGGUUGUGUAGUAUGGCAUUAGUAGCUGCUCUGUUCCUGUUUUUGAAAUGGUUAGAAUAAGAUUCAAUGAUCAGAAUUACCCUGGCAAGUUUUAAUCCAAGAAUCAGAGGCACAUGUUACAUAUUGAAAGGUUUUUACAGUUAGGUCUUUAGAAUUAAGAAAAAUAUUACUUUGCUGUUUACAAAAUAAAAUGCCAAGUCUUUUUAUCUUUUAUUGAACAAUUAUAGUUUCUGAACUUUGCUAGAAAGCAUGAUUCUUGAAAACUAAAUAUUUAAUGUGUGUAAUUUAAUUCAUUCGUAUCUUAGUUUGCUUAUUAAAAUAUGUUACCAUCGUAAUUGCAUUCCUUUAAGGACCAAUGGAAUCAAUCAACUUAUUCCUUUGAAUCCACAACUAGUAAUUGCACUCAGAUUUGGAAGCAGCAGGGCACCUUUUCAUUAUAUUUGUUUCCAGCCAUUGAGUAUCUAUAGGGAGCAUUAAGGAAGAUAUAUAUUUAUUUCAGUUUUGGAUAUUAAAAUAGAUACGGUGGUUCCACAGUGGUUUUGUUUUUAAGAUUUUGAGAGUAUUUUUACUCAUGGUCAAAACAAGAAGAUCAUAAGAAACAUUUCUAUAAUGGCAAGGACAUUUUUCAGAAGGCAAUUACAAUAGUACCUGACUGUGAUUUUUGCUUUGGUGCCAGCUGGGUAACUGAUUAGUUUAACAAAUAAUUAAAACAAAUAAGAAAUUCUGUUCAAUAUGUUUCAGAAUUGAGCAUGAGCAUAUUCCUUUUCCUUGUUUUACAUUCCUUUCUUGUGGUUUCUUUUCUUCUGACGGCUCCUUGAGCACAGGAAAUCUGUUUCUAUGGCUCUCUGUCUAUGCUGUCUUCUCACUGUCCAUUAGAAUGAGAGAGAGACUGGCUCACAUUCAUAGGCUUUCACAAAGAAAAUUAUCUCUGAGAGAAGCAUUCGGCUGUCAUAACUCAUCUUUCCAUGUCCCUGCUUACCUCUCAAAUUAUUCCAGACCAUUUACCUCCACUACCCUCCCUGAAUAGACAAUUCCAAAUAUCAGAUUCCUGUAGCCUGAAGAAACGCACCUUAGCUUCAGUACUGAAAGUUUCUACUACCAGAUUACAUAUUUGAUUCACAGUUCAAUUGGAACUUGAAAUAAUAUGUUGAGUUUAAUUUUUUUUAUCUUUGUUAGUACUUUUCUGGUAAUAAGGUGCCCUCUCAUACCCUCUGUUCAACAUUUACAAGCCAAAAACCAUCAAAGCUUUUAACACUGUCAAGUGGAAUAACAGACAAUGUGAAAUUGAUUAUCCAUUUCCAAUCUGAUUUUCCUUGUCAAUAACUGUAAUAUUGGAAAGAGAAAUGGUCCUUCAGCGUAUUUAGCUUGCUAUCGUCUAACUCAGGGCCCUGUCUAGCUUAUUUCUCCCAAUUUAUCUCUAUUGCUUUGUUUUUUUUUGAAGCUUAGAGUUCAAGUUAGAGGGCAGUGUGAUGGUGUUAAAAUAUAAGAGUCCAGUAGAGGAUGGGGCAUUCUGGGAACUUAGGGAUUCAAAGACUUUGCCGAUGUUGACAAAGCCAGAUUCCCAGCUAGAUUCACUACCUACCCAUUUGACAACUGUAUGGAAGAGGCUGUAGCUUAGGAUCCAUGGGAAUAAUCCCUGGAACAAUCCAGACACUGUUCUGAAGGCAAUUCCAUCUUCAUCAGGAGGAAGCUGGGACUUGGAAAGCCUAAGGAAUCUUUGUGGGGCCUGAAUGGAGCACUGAUGUUCAAGCCCACAAGGAAUGUAGAGUCAUAGAAUCCCUACAAUGCAGAAAGAGGCCAUUCAGCCCAUCGAGUCUGCAUAGACCCUCCAAAGAACAUUCUAUCCAGGCUCUCAACACCCCCCGCCCCAAACCACCACCACCCUACCCAUAUACCCCUGCAUGUCCCAUGGCCAGUCCACCUAACCUGCACAUCUUUAGACUGUGGGAGGAAAUUGGAUCGCCUGGAGGAAACCCACA